Athene cunicularia (burrowing owl) is the source of this 3372-nucleotide messenger RNA. It is a transcript of the gene EEF1AKMT1, whose product is annotated as EEF1A lysine methyltransferase 1. Gene Ontology annotation, biological process: methylation. Lineage: Eukaryota; Metazoa; Chordata; Aves; Strigiformes; Strigidae. The record is from RefSeq and is a predicted model, not a curated record. Bases 166 to 873 code for a protein of 235 amino acids. Gene Ontology annotation, molecular function: nucleic acid binding; protein-lysine N-methyltransferase activity. The transcript has 5 exons.
AAAAUGCUUAAAGUCUGGGAGAGGAUAGAGUUCUGGAGGCAUCACAUACACUUGCCUUAUCUCUCUCCAAGACAGCUGCUUUUAGGCACCUUCAGGACAGAAGAAUGACCAGUAUCAACCCUUAAUCUGAACUAGUACAGCUUUCCUCUUGAACCAUUUGCAUGGAUGUUAACAAAAAGUUCUCCAGACUUAAUCCUGAAAUGGAGCUGUUCUCAGAUCCAUGGCAGAAAAAUGGAUGAUGAUGAUGAUGACAUUCCCCAGCUUUCAUCCCAUACAUUGGCUGCCCUCCAGGAGUUCUAUUUGGAACAGCAGCAGAGAGAGGGCAUGAAGACCUCCCAGGGGUUUAAUCAAUAUUCCAUUGGCUCAAUAGAAGAAGACUGGCAACUGAGCCAGUUUUGGUACAGCGAUGAAACUGCAUCAUGCCUGGCUAAUGAAGUGGUUGUGGCAGCUGGAAAAGGUGGCAGGAUAGCAUGUGUUAGUGCACCAAGUGUGUACCAGAAACUGAAAGAACAUGAUGGUAAAGACUUUUCAGUGUGUAUACUGGAGUAUGACAGAAGGUUUUCUGUAUAUGGAGAAGAAUUUAUCUUCUAUGAUUACAACCACCCUUUGAACUUACCUGAAAAUCUCCUGCCACACAGUUUUGACAUCGUAAUAGCAGAUCCACCCUAUCUGUCUGAGGAGUGUCUUCAAAAAACUGCAGAGACCAUCAAAUACUUAACAAGAGGAAAGAUUCUGCUUUGCACAGGUGCAGUCAUGGAGGAACAGGCAGCAAAGCACCUUGGUGUGAAGAUAUGCAAGUUUAUUCCAAAACACUUGCGAAAUUUAGCCAAUGAAUUUCGAUGUUACGUGAACUAUGCUUCUGGACUGGACUGAUUCUCAUAAGAUGAUCUACAACUUUUUCAGUCAAGCUCCUUUCUGUUUUUUAUCAGUGAAUCCACAUUUCUCAAUGCUGAAAUAUUCAGCUCCAAGUACUGUUUCUGGGCUAGCUUUAAUCAACACGAUGUGAUAGCCUCUCUGUUUUAAAUGUGUAAGCAUUUGCAGUUACUGGUUUUUAUCCUACCUGUUAGGUAAAUGGGGACCAAACAAUGCAGAUAGUGGAUAAUGGGAACUUCCCUGUUAGGAGUUUCAUUCUAUUAACUGGUAGUUUUUACCAUUCAAGGACUCUUCACUGACCUCUCUGAAGUGGUUUUAGCUGGUUGGCUUAUAACAACACAUAGGUGCUUUCCUCACAGACAUCAGGAUCAUCAUUGCUUCAGAGCUGAUGACUUGGUAGCUAGUGGAUGGUUCAAAGAGCAUGAAUACUGGUCUCCUCUCAAUCUUGAGAUGUACUCCCUUAGAGGACUGAGAGAAGUUUGCUCUGAAUGUGUCACAUGUUUUCAGAUUCAUUAUCCAGCAGGCUCAUAUUUUUAUAAAGGUUAACUAGAAGAGAAGAUAGGUCUCCUUCUGGGGAGGCCUCUACAGUUGUUUUUAAUAAUAAUCAGAACUACCUACCAGUUGCCAAGUAAGAUAAGACCUGCUAUCCACUACUGUUGCCAGACUGGCUUUUUAAAAAUUUGUGGUUAUUAUUUCACCUUUUCUCUAAAGCCCAGCCUUUCUUUUUGUAACAGAAAGAUCUAUUCUGUCAUCACUUACCACCAUCUAAACUUGUGUAUGUACAAAUGCUGUACUAGAGAAGAAGUAAUCUAAGUUGUUAAAUGUCUCUUUGCAGAAGUACAGCGCGUUUAUUUUACAGUGUUUAUGUGUUAGCGCAACAAAGUCAUAAGCUUUCAAAAGACCACACAACUAGGCUGUUUGAUUUACUAGUUAAGCUAAUCUCCAGAGGUGGUAUAAACUUGAUGUCUCUUUUGAAAAAAGCACAAUAAGGAUUUCCCCAUUACAGAGAGCUUUAGGUUCAUUAAGAAUCCUACUUAUUAGUCAAGCCAAAUCACCUGGAAUACGAAGUAAUUACUAAAUAAAAAUGCAACACAUCAGCCUGUCCUUGUAGUAAUGCUUCAGACUGUGUUCAUGGGUUCUCACUUGGAGUUAUUCUUACUGUUGGUUAUAAGAUACUUCUGUAGUGAUGUGACCCAUACAUGUUAGUCCCUUAAAUCUUGAAUCAUAAUGGAUCUGAUUAAAUGUAGUGCCUGCUUUUUAGUAGAUUUCAAUACCAAGCUAAAAAUGAUUUACAGGUAUGUCAAGUUUGUAGUUACAAGAACAGUCCUUUUUUUUUUCCAAUUGCCCAGUUUUGUCUUUGUCCUGUUGCAGACAGCAGCAGAGCAGUAGAAGCAGCAUCUUAGAAAUCGUUGAAUCUUACAAGGCCACUGAGGUAAAACAUAAUGUAUUGAUAAACUCCCGCUGUUUCUAAUAGACAAAUGGAGGAAGAGCUUGCAGGGAGGAUGGAGAGCAAGCUCUUCUGGCAGUGUCUGAGCCCAUGGCUGAUACAGUUUUGUCUUUCAAACCAGAAGCCAUCCUUGCUGCUGAGCCCAGUAAAGCCAGAAUCCCCCCUCAAAAAGGACAGUCCACAGGUGACAUACAGCUGAGUUUAGCUGUUUGCCUGGAGGCUACACCAUUGAUUUUAUGUGGCCAGUUUCAAAAUAAAGCAAACCAGAAUGUUAAAUGCACAGAUAUUGGCAGAAAUCUAUACUUCACAAUUGUAAACUGUUUUAUGAUUAUUACCUCAGUGCCUUGCACAUGAAGCAGAUGGAGACAAUGAAGUAAUUCCUGAAACUUUAUUUUUAUCUACGUAGAGGCUUUAAGUGGGACAGGUAUUUUCAGAAGGGAUGAUAUUCUUCACCCCCCAAUUAGAAUGUGCAGUUCAAAUACAAACUUCACCUAUGUUGCUGCUUUGCUAUUAAUUCUUUCAGUUGCCUGCUUCAUUUUGGUAACUGUGUGUUUGUUGGGCUCUCUAUAUCAGAAUUAAAAGACAACUUUGCUAACUUCAUCAGAGACCUUUCUUAAAGUCCACCAUUCAGUUGUACCAAGAAAUUCAGUUCACCAAGAAAAUAACUGCUACUUCUCACAUAUAGGUUGGGUGGCUUUGAAAAGAGGCACUGUGAAGAUGCACGAUUAUGAAAAUGAGGGUACAUGUAAAUCUGUAUAAAUGCACUCAACAGAGCAGCCCGUUGUCCACCAGCUUCCCUCCUAAAAGCCUGGUGAAUGCAGGCGGCUGCCCAAGCAGAGCUUGACUAGGGGCAUUCACAGCCUUCAUCAAUGGUAGGAGGUAAACUAUUUUUGUCAUACUUGUUUCCAAGGAAGUAGCUGUGUGAAGGUUACAAGUCACAAAAAUGCAUAGUGAAUCUGUGCUUUGUGCCAUCAUAGUAACUUUAAGAAAUACUGUGUGACAGCAAAAUCUCUUUUCCAUAAUAGGAUUAUGAAAAAAACCUUCAGCCUCAA